This is a messenger RNA of Ectocarpus sp. CCAP 1310/34, 2192 nucleotides long. Lineage: Eukaryota; Phaeophyceae; Ectocarpales; Ectocarpaceae. The record is from the annotation of a GenBank genome assembly.
ACCACACACAUACACACAACCUCUGCUCUCUCUCUCUUGACCUGUCCCGAAGCAUAACACAAGACUUGAAUUUGAAGCAGCAGCAAAUUCAUCAUGUCGAUCGUACUGCCGGAACUGCCGUGGGCGAAGGACGCCCUCGCUCCCCACAUCAGCGCCGAGACCAUCGAGUACCACUACGGCAAGCACCACGCCGCCUACGUGACGAAGCUCAACGCGGCCAUCUCCAGCAACGCCGAGCUGGAGGGUAAAAGCCUGGACGAGAUCAUGAAGACGUCCUCCGGUGGCGUCUUCAACAACGCCGCUCAGGUGUGGAACCACACCUUCUACUGGAAGUCCCUCAGCCCCAGCGGGGGCGGCGAGCCCACCGGGGCCGUUAAGGAGGCCAUCGAGGAGAAGUUCGGAUCGUUCGAGGCGUUCAAGAAGGCCUUCAGCGACACCGCCGCGGGGCACUUCGGCUCUGGGUGGGCCUGGCUCGUCAAGACGGAGUCCGGGGGAGUGGAUGUGGUGGGAACCCACGACGCGUCCAACCCGGUCAAGGAGGGAAAGGGCACCCCCAUCCUGACAUGCGACGUGUGGGAGCACGCGUACUACAUCGACUACCGGAACUCUAGGCCUGGGUACAUCGCUGCAUGGUGGAACCUUGUCAACUGGGACUUCGCCAACGAGAACUUGGCCAAGUGCUGAGAGAAGAGGGCCAACAGAGGGCGGGGGAUCUCCAUUCUAUCACAACCACAUGCAUCUCGAGAGAGUGGCGAUUUUAUUUGGUAGGAUAGGUUUGAAAAAGGGGUGGGAAGAGUUGCGCAUAAUCGAGCGGUCGAGGGGCAAAAGGGCGCUGGGAAGAAUGACGAAGGGUUUUUGUUCUCUCGAACUCUAGCGAAGCACGGUCGGGAGAAGAGGCCAGAGAACGCGGCAGGUCGAGCGGAAACCCAGGUUUUGGAGGUGAAUAGACUAAUAUUUUGACAAUUUCAACCGGAGUGCGUCCCCAUCACCAUCAUCGCCGAUUCGGUGUUGUGGCCUGUGCAGGGAAAUUCGGGGGGGGGGGCGUAGUGGUGAAAGCUGUGUGUGUCCAUCGUGUUCAGCCCACGCGAGUGCCAAAAGCCUUUUGAUUGUCGGCUGCCAAGUUUUUCUUGGUUGUCCUUUUUGCGUGAUCGUGAUCGUGAUCGUUCAUCGAGCUCGUUUCCGACACCAGCUGCGGUGAUUGCACGGAUAGACUUUCGGAUGUUGUUGCUGUUUUGGCUGCGUGUGGCGAGCAAUCACGGUUGACCCGCGUCGUGCCCACUGGCUUUCAGGGAAGGUGGUGUGUUGUGGUUCGGAGGCGAUCUAAUCUGCUGUCUCUUCUGACGAUCAUCUUGUUAUGUGCCUGCUUGCCGCUUCUGCUGCCCUCGCCUUCUAAGGUUGGUGCGGAAGGCCGCUCUUCACGACGAGGAAGAUGGAUGACAUGACAACGAUAGAAAGUUGGACAACUGCUGUACCUUUUUUGUUGUUGUCGUUGUUGAAAACGGCUGAUACCUCCGAAAUGUUCACCGGAAAGAUCUUGACUGGCCCCAGAAUUGGGAUGAGACGAACACGCACACCCGGUUUGAAACAUCCCUAAAUUGCUGUACAGCACGUGAUACCGGGAACUCUCCUUGUUCCAGCCGAAAGGGAAAGGAGGCACACCUUCACACAUCACAUAUCCGUUUCUCUUUCUCUCGAGAGGUGCAGGCCAUAAGAUUCCGACACGCUUAGCAAUGGCGUUGCCAUCAGGAAGAAGAGGGACGAUCGACGACUGCACAACGACAGGAAGAGGAAGCGCAUAAAAAAAAAAAAUGAGACACGAUAUCUGCUCGCUCGUGGACACACGUACCAAGGAGAAGAGAUGAUUCCAUCACCUGCGAAUGUAUCCUCGAACCACAUCUACCGUGGGUGUUUAUCAAUUGGGUGCACGACAAACAGCCAACCACACAACGCUGCAACACAGACACCGAAAUUUUUCGAAUUCGGCACGCGCACGAAUUCCAGACUCACGACACGCCAAAAAAACAUCCGUACCACCAGCCACCACCACGCUUGUUACGUUUGAGCCAUGCGCUACAUGUUGCCACAAGACAAUUAUUUUAUCGCCCAAAUCACGCCCAGGUACCCUCCUCAUCGUAAACUUCCUCGGAGCCCCCUCUCGCACCCCCCCUCCCGCCGCCAACGAAAGGAUNCCU